UGCACCGCAGAACUGUCAAACCGCCUCCGACGGGCACCCGGCUCGAACGCCUACCUCAAUCGCUACAAUUCAUUAUUGUAUCGCAGUGCAGUGACUCAGUGUGUAAUUCGUAAAACUCGCAUGACGGAAAAUAGAUUAAGGAGAUGAACGGCAGUACGACGACGGUGAAUGGAGGCGCCGUCAAUGGAACCAGUGGAACUCUCAACGGAAUUGGUGCAGCUCCACGUACCGCCACUCUAGGAACUCCUAGUAGUUAUGCGUACACUUCUACUGGGUCUUUGCUAGGUCGUGGCGGAGCUGCAAGGCCGGUGCCCCCGCCAACAUUGCCAAAGUAUAGCGGGUCAUUCAGCGCUGGAAGCUCAACAGGUCUCAGAGAGCGCGACAGAGAGGGAACUGGCGGAUCGCACCGCUUGGCUAGCCUAGAAAGAUUGGCCCUCCGUCAGCGCAUCAUCGAACACAAUGCUAACAAUCAGGUGUCGAGCUUGUCGUCAUUCUCCAGUAUCACUUCAAACGGCGGAAUCACCUCCGCGACCGUCACCCUUACCGAUACGGCAACGUUACAAAGUAAACGCGAGCUGUUCUUCAAGUCCGAAACUGUGAGCAGCGGCGGGGUGAGCACAACGGGCCCGCCGAGCGCGGCGCCGCCGGCGCCGCCACUCGCUCCCUCGGCGCUCAAGGACGCGCUCGCCAAACGCUCGGCCACCCUUCCCGAGCCGCACGAGAGCAACCAUCACGAGCCCAACGGUACCGCCGCCACAGCCAAACUCACCAACAGCGCCUCUAUUGAUGUCGCUAAGACGAAUAACGCCGUGCCACCCGCUACCCCCGCGCCCCCCGUACCCAACUCUGCCCCGCCGGCCGCACCACCGCUCCUCAGGAGUACAGACAACAUUAAGAAACCUGACCACCCACCAGUUGCGCCAAAACCAGAAUUACCUAAGCUAGAGAAGCCAAAGACCAAAGAAUUAGACGGAUAUGUCGGAUUUGCAAAUCUCCCAAAUCAGGUCUACAGAAAGGCCGUGAAAAAAGGAUUCGAAUUCACAUUAAUGGUUGUAGGUGAGACCGGGUUGGGCAAGUCAACGUUAAUAAAUUCGUUGUUCCUGACGGAUGUAUAUGACAAGGAUAAGCACCCGGGGCCGUCACUGCGGGUUAAAAAGACAGUAGGUGUCGAGACCAGCGUGGUGCUGCUCAAGGAGAACGGCGUCAACCUCACGCUCACUAUCGUCGACACACCCGGUUUCGGAGACGCCGUCGACAACAGUAACUGCUGGCAACCAAUAAUCGACUUCGUUGAAUCGAAGUAUGAAGAGUACCUGAACGCGGAAUCGCGUGUCACGCGCAAGGCGGCGCUGCAGGACACACGCGUACACUGCUGCCUCUAUUUCAUCGCGCCUAGCGGCCAUGGGCUGAAACCCCUCGACGUCGAGUUCAUGCAGCGACUCGGAGACAAGGUCAACAUCAUACCAGUAAUCGCCAAGGCAGAUACGAUGACGCCCGAAGAAUGCAAAGACUUCAAAGAACAGAUAAUGAAAGAAAUAACACAACACAAGAUAAAGAUCUACGAUUUCCCUGAGAGCACGGGCGAAGAAGGCGACGGCGCAGAGGCGACGCGGGUGUUGCGCCGGCGCGUGCCUUUCGCGGUGGUGGGGGCUAACACUAUAAUCGAACAGGACGGACGGCGGAUUCGUGGUCGCAAGUACCCUUGGGGAAUCGCAGAAGUUGAAAAUUUAGAGCACUGCGACUUCAUUGCGCUGCGUAAUAUGGUAAUCAGGACGCAUCUGCAAGACCUCAAAGAUGUGACCAGCUCGGUCCACUACGAGAACUACCGCUGCCGCAAGUUGUCAGGCCUCACACACGACGGCAAACCUCACAGGAUCAACUCUAACAAUUUGUACCCGCAAGGACUGAUGAACAGUUUCAUGACCGUGUGGAAUCCUUUGGCUCAGAUGGAAGAGGAAAAGAGAGAACACGAUCUUAAAAUGAAGAACAUGGAAAGUGAAAUGGAAAAGGUGUUCGAGAUGAAGGUGCGCGAGAAGCGCGCGAAGCUGAAGGAGUCGGAGACGGAGCUGGCGCGGCGGCACGAGGCCACGCGGCGCGCGCUCGAGGCGCAGGCGCGCGAGCUGGAGGAGCGGCAGCGCGCCCUCGACGCCGAGCGCACCGCCUGGGAGCGCGACACCGGCCUCUCGCUCGACGACCUGCGCCGCCGCUCGCUCGAGGCCAACAGCAAAGAGACGGUAGACGGCAAAGACAAGAAGGACAAGAAAAAGAAAGAUUGGUCUUUUAAGAGUGUUGCAUCCGGGAUAGUACUCUAAUUAGGCUAUGGCUUCGCACUUAUUGCGUGUGCUAUAGGUGUAUGUCGUAGCAUAAUGAAACAACGAUUUUUGAAGACUACCUUAUGUAAUACUAUAGCAUUGUAUCUUUUCAUAAAUGACGCGUUGUGGCCUUCGAUUCGAAACAAAACUGGGCGUAAUGAGAUUAAUUUUAUACAUAAUAUUUAUUUAUUUAGAAGAUUUUUUCCAUGACAAAGCAUUUAUUAUUGUAAGUGGGGCCUAGUUUUCUACUGCUUCUGUUUCUAAAUGCUUUUUUGUAAACUUUUUAUACGAUCACUUUAUUUUGGAGUCUAUGAAUUAAAAUUUCAAGCUUCUAUACUGUGGAGAAGCACAAAGGUUUAUUUAUACCGCUUAUGAGUCGACAUUUUCGUCCACAAAGAUGCCAAAUAGGUUGUAAUAACUGUCUGCUAUAAUGAAUGUCUACACUUUAUUGUAUUUACGAUUAAAUAUUCUAUGCUGAGGUCUAAUAGUGUACUAGGAACAGCGACGUGAUUUAUUCAGCUCAAAGUCAGUGUGAAAUUAAACAUAGGCACUAAAGCAGUACUAAUAAAUAUAGCAUAAGGGUCUUUACGAACGCUAGUAUCGAUUGUGUGCGAAUUGUAUUUUUCAUUAUAUUUACGAGAAAUAUUACGUAGUUAUUUGACAAGUUUGUAUUAGUGACUACACCAUUCUAAAUUUUAAAUAAAUAACAUAAAAAUGUAUUUUUUACUUCGAUAUUACAAAUUACGAUUUCGGCUUUAUCGGUGCAUUAUAAUACCUAGUUAUGAUGGUGUGAAUUGGCACUGCAUUUGUUAUGUACGUCGGUAUAUUAUGCUUAGUGAAAUCGAAUAUGCUCAUAGUCAGUUGUGAGAUAGACUCUAGCUUUAGCUAGGUGUAGAUUUUCUUAAUAAUAAUGUUUAAUGGGAGGAAGUAUCUGCAGGUCACGGAGCACGGAACUAACUGACUAGAGUGAGAGCGUGAUUUAAGCGAAUUUGAAAAAGAGACAAUUUUCUUUGUCAUAACAUUUUGUACCUUAUCAGCUUGUGCGUUGGAUUUACUAUGAUGACUCAGAAUGACUUUUGUUUACAUGAAACUCAAGACAAUUAUAUAGUUUCCAUUCUCCAUCGGCUCUGGUCGCUUAGUGCAGUGCGUUUUACAACUAUACACACACACACACACGCGCGGUUUGGCGAUAUUCAAUAUUAUAUGUAUUUUAAAAUAUUCUUUAGUCGAAUAUUACAAUGUUUAUCAAGGUUUGAAUUAAAAUCUUCGGCAAUUCUUAGGUUUUAGUGAUUCUAACAUUAUUCACUAUACCGUAUUUUAUUCAUACUAGUAAUGCUUGACAUUUCUAUCUGUUUUCUGUAAAUAUUUUCAUUUAGUCGUUACGAUUUUCAUUAUAAACUUAUAUAUCAAAGUUAUCAAGGAAAUGAUGCGUAACUGACAUGCAUAAUUUUUCAUUUAAUCAGCAUGCCAUGGUUAAAUUUUGUAUUAUUUACUACACUCAGUAUUGACUUCCGCAUUAAAGUUAGGAACUUAGAUAAUAAGACUAUGCUUAAUUUUGUAUUUUGUGUAGGGCUACGGCUCAUUUUACCAUACUGAUCAUUUGCUUAGUCGCUACGAUGGAUA
Hyposmocoma kahamanoa is the source of this 3935-nucleotide messenger RNA. It is a transcript of the gene pnut, whose product is annotated as septin-7. The record is from RefSeq and is a predicted model, not a curated record. Gene Ontology annotation, molecular function: GTP binding; GTPase activity; molecular adaptor activity. NCBI's taxonomy places the organism in Eukaryota, Metazoa, Arthropoda, Insecta, Lepidoptera, Cosmopterigidae. The coding region runs from base 144 to 2312 and encodes 722 amino acids. Gene Ontology annotation, biological process: cilium assembly; cytoskeleton-dependent cytokinesis. The transcript has 12 exons. Gene Ontology annotation, cellular component: septin ring; septin complex; cell division site.